AUGUCUCGUCAGGCGCCGCUCGUUAUCGACAAUGGAACGGGGUACACGAAAAUGGGGUUCGCCGGUAACUCGGAACCCUCAUUCGUCUUUCCAACCGUCAUCGCAACACACCAGACCGCCGGGGCAGGCGGUGGUGGACGGGCGCCACCUCCUGUAGCGGGCAAGCCGAGCCAUCUGGCGAGUAAGCGAGGGAUUGAGGAUUUGGACUUUUAUAUUGGAGAUGAGGCGGUUGUGAACUCCAAGACAUAUGACCUCCACUACCCCAUCAAGCAUGGUCAGAUUGAGAACUGGGAUCAUAUGGAGCGAUUCUGGGAACAGAGUAUAUUCAAGUAUCUCCGCGCCGAGCCAGAAGACCACUACGUCCUUCUUACCGAACCACCACUCAACCCCCCUGAGAACAGAGAAAACACCGCCGAGAUCAUGUUUGAGAGUUUCAACGUGCAAGGCUUGUAUAUCGCCGUGCAGGCUGUGCUCGCUCUCGCUGCCUCGUGGACUUCGUCUAAAGUCGCCGAGAGGACACUGACGGGUGUGGUCAUCGAUUCGGGAGACGGUGUGACGCACACCAUCCCAGUCGCUGAAGGCUACGUUAUCGGCUCAUCGAUCAAGCACGUCCCCAUUGCUGGAAGAGAUAUCACCAGCUUUGUUCAGCAGCUUCUGAGGGAUCGAGGAGAUAGCGCGUCUAUUCCGCCAGAGGACUCCAUGAGGGUUGCCGAGAAGAUCAAGGAGGACUACACCUACGUUUGCCAGGAUAUCGUCAAGGAGUUCAAGAAGUACGAUGCCGACCCGUACAAGUACUUUGCGCGAUUCUCGGGAGAGCACAGCGUGACAGGCCGAAAAUACGACAUUGACGUCGGAUACGAGCGCUUCCUCGCCCCUGAAAUCUUCUUCAACCCCGAAAUCUACUCGUCCGACUUCCUCACCCCUCUCCCCGAAGUCGUUGACACCGUCAUUCAGACCAGUCCUAUCGAUGUCCGACGAGGACUGUACAAGAACAUUGUGCUUUCGGGUGGAAGUACGAUGUUCAAGGACUUUGGGAAGCGGUUGCAGCGGGACGUGAAGAACAUUGUGGAUGGAAGAAUCGCGGGCAGUGAGACGAGGAGCGGGAGCUUGAUGAAGUCGAGCGGUGUGGAGGUCAACGUCAUCUCGCACAAGAGACAACGGUAUGCUGUGUGGUACGGUGGAAGUCUGAUGGCGUCGACCCCCGAGUUCUUCAACGUCUCGCACUCUCGGGUAGACUACGAAGAAUACGGACCGAGCUUGGUCAGGCGGUUCUCGGUGUUCGGUAGCUCGUCGUAG
This is a messenger RNA of Dioszegia hungarica, 1296 nucleotides long. RefSeq names its product putative actin-like protein 3. Bases 1 to 1296 code for a protein of 431 amino acids. The transcript is spliced from 12 exons. Gene Ontology annotation, biological process: Arp2/3 complex-mediated actin nucleation. The record is from RefSeq and is a predicted model, not a curated record. Gene Ontology annotation, cellular component: actin cortical patch; Arp2/3 protein complex. Lineage: Eukaryota; Fungi; Basidiomycota; Tremellomycetes; Tremellales; Bulleribasidiaceae. Gene Ontology annotation, molecular function: actin filament binding.